Molecule: messenger RNA, 1980 nt
Organism: Colletotrichum paranaense
Lineage: Eukaryota; Fungi; Ascomycota; Sordariomycetes; Glomerellales; Glomerellaceae
Exons: 3
Coding region: 1-1980 (659 amino acids)
Source: RefSeq, a predicted model, not a curated record
AUGCCGGUCCAGUCCUACACAUCCUCAGAAGCCGGUGCCGAGCGUUGGUUCCAAAUCUGUCAAAAGCUUAGGCUAGUGACCUUCUUGUUGGUGCAUUCGCGUCCUCUCUUGAAUCCCAAGCCGCGAGUCGUCCAAGGACGCUAUCUCAGUCAGCUUCUGGACCUGGACCUGACCGUGCGACUCAGGGGUAUCGACAGAUGGACCGGGACGAACGAAGACGUACUGAAGUCUGACGGCAGCCCGGCGACACCAUUGACACUAUCGUACGGGUUCCUCUACCCAAGAAGCGGGACUGACGGCGGCGCCAUCUUCCAGCGUCUUAGUCGGGAUCGUCCUGAAGGCUGGACUCGCCUUGGUUGCCAAGAAAAGACACACAUUGGAUCCCUCGGGAGCCAGAAGCUGCAGAGAAAACGAGCGAGCUGCACGUCGUCUGGGACCCCCGCUUGGGAAUUGUCCCAAUCCACGUCGUCCAUGCACCCAUCCCAUCUCCUUCUGCCACCACCCCCAUGCAUAUCCCAUUCCAAGUGUGGUUCAUUAUUGGCGGCUCCCACCGUCUCUGCUAAACAACCUUAUCAUCGUGGGCCCAACGGUACCAAAGAAAAGACCAAGAUGGCUGUCUUUUCGCUUUUCAAGAAGUCUAGACAACAGGCCAAGGAGCACAAGCAAAAGCAGGCAGAGAAGGCCGCAGAGGCACCGAAACAGCCGUACAAGCACAUUCCUACUCAUGCCGCCAUCGACGCGCUUGCAGGAGCACCAUCAGCAUUUAAGCAUGAGGACCGACCCAGGAUUAUGGAACAGAACCGACGGCGAAGUGCGAUGGCCGCCAGCGGCUUGAGCAGAAUGCCCGGCCCAAGUCUGCCUCGCGUCUCAAGCAGUCUCUCGCACGUCACCUAUCCUUCCGCUCACGCCAGCCCGAUGGGCACUAUGCCCAGGGCAUACAGCUAUAGCGGCGGUCCGCCCCCGAUGCCUUACUGGCAGGAACGCAACACCAACUCCAUCUAUGGAGUCCCCGACGGCAGCCGCAUCUCACUCAAGGGUUCACUCAAGGGCAAAGAGGUUGAUAGGUCGUAUGCUUCGGGGCGCAACAGUCCGUCAUCCAUCAAAGCCGAAUCUCCCACGGGUAGCUCAAGCCGCUCGACCAGCUCACAGGAGGACCUGGAGAUGAAGCCCGCUCGUCAUGUUUCCAUGCCACCUGCUGCCUCACAGGCACCUCGAAACCCGGCCGCUGCUGUUCACACCCACCGUCUUCACCCGAGUUCUCGCCGGGCAUCGGAUGCAUCGGAGCGUGCCGAUGGCUCCCCGAAAGCCGAGCACUCUUCGCCUUCUACAGACCGAAGCAAGCCGCCGCCGUCGAUGCGUGGAUUCAGUGCAAUCCCGGCAAUGACGUCUCUUCCCCCGAUGCAGUUCAACAACUCUCCGGCAACCCAACAAAACAUGGUUGCCUCGUCAGCCGCCUCGACUGCUAGCGUCCGCUCUUCCUCGGGAUUCUCUUCAUUCAACUUCAAUAUCAACACCGGCGCCCCCUUCUCGGCGCCCAUGUCUGGAAGAUCGUCGGCUGCUACUACACCAGCAGCUUGUGUAACGCCCGAGCCAGUGUAUGAGUCCGUCGAAGAAGAGGAAGAAGGCGGUUCUUACACCUACGCCCCGCAACCCGUUGCAGCUGCGCCGUCUGCCUUGAAACAGAAGGACCGUCGCAGCACCUCCAAGUCCAAGGUCACGCGUUUCACCGAAUUGGAGACCAUCGACUCUCACACGGAGAAGGCAGUCAGCGUAGCCAGCAUCCCCUACGAGAACACUCGCCGCGACACCACACCGCCGCAUGUUAUCAACAACGCCGUCGCCGUCGAAAUGGUCAGCGCCGCGCCGUCUGAAGUCGUUUCUAGCAACAAGGCCGGAAAGCGCCUUUCGAAGCAAGCCGGCUCUAAGCUGACUAAGAAGAGCCGUUGGUCAACAAAGAGCUCAUCCGCCGUUGCCGUUUAA